AUUUAGGUUCUAUGAACGCGUUUCUACAUUUGAAUCGACGACUAGUUACAACCAAGUCCCACAGGCCACAGUCCCUCUUACAACCAAGUCCCUCUUACAACCAAGUCCCUCUUACAACCAAGUCCCUCUUACAACCAAGUCCCUCUUACAACCAAGUCCCACACGCCAGAGUCCCUCUUACAACCAAGUCCCUCUUUACAACCAAGUCCCUCUUACAACCAAGUCCCUCUUACAACCAAGUCCCUCUUACAACCAAGUCCCACAGGCCACAGUCCCUCUUACAACCAAGUCCCACAGGCCACAGUCCCUCUUACAACCAAGUCCCACACGCCAGAGUCCCUCUUACAACCAAGUCCCUCUUACAACCAAGUCCCUCUUACAACCAAGUCCCACACGCCAGAGUCCCUCUUACAACCAAGUCCCUCUUUACAACCAAGUCCCACAGGCCACAGUCCCUCUUACAACCAAGUCCCACAGGCCACAGUCCCUCUUACAACCAAGUCCCACAGGCCACAGUCCCUCUUACAACCAAGUCCCUAUUACAACCAAGUCCCACACACCACAGUCCUUCUUACAACCAAGUCCCACACACCACAGUCCUUCUUACAACCAAGUCCCACACACCACAGUCCCUCUUACAACCAAGUCCCACACACCACAGUCCCUCUUACAACCAAGUCCCACACACCACAGUCCCUCUUACAACCAAGUCCCACACGCCACAGUCCCUCUUUACAACCAAGUCCCACACACCACAGUCCCUCUUACAACCAAGUCCCACACGCCACAGUCCCUCUUACAACCAAGUCCCUAUUACAACCAAGUCCCACACGCCACAGUCCCUCUUACAACCAAGUCCCACACGCCACAGUACCUCUUACAACCAAGUCCCACACGCCACAGUCCCUCUUACAACCAAGUCCCACACGCCACAGUCCCUCUUUACAACCAAGUCCCACACGCCACAGUCCCUCUUACAACCAAGUCCCACACGCCACAGUCCCUCUUUACAACCAAGUCCCACACGCCACAGUCCCUCUUUACAGCAUGAGAACCAUGUUGGAAAAUAUCUUGUUGGUUUGUAUUUGUGUAUCUGUGUGUGACAAGUAUU
Perca fluviatilis (European perch) is the source of this 1111-nucleotide messenger RNA. RefSeq names its product proteoglycan 4-like. Lineage: Eukaryota; Metazoa; Chordata; Actinopteri; Perciformes; Percidae. The record is from RefSeq and is a predicted model, not a curated record. The transcript is spliced from 2 exons. Bases 12 to 1103 code for a protein of 363 amino acids.